UGAAAACUAAAUCAUUCAUUCAUAAAUCACUUCCAUAUGCCCCAAAUUAAGCAAACAUUAAGUAUAUCUAUACUGGGAAAAUGAACUUAACUUCUCAAAAAUCAAGGACAAACUUUUGAUCAUGUAGGCUUAUUCCUCCCUGAGCCCGUCUUUGCCCAUGGACAACUAUAUGUGGCUCUUACUAGAUGUAAAUCUCAAAAUAAUAUGAAAAUUAUGAUUUUGCCAUCAAAAUUACAAGGAAAAAUUUUAAAAAAUGAUAAAACAUUCACACAAAAUAUCUUAUAUAAUGAAAUCUUAAAUUCAUAAUUUGUAAGAAAUUUAAAAAAGUCACCAACUUUGUUAUUCACCAUCAAAUCACCAACUUUACAUCAUCUUCAAAAACGAAACCACCUUGAGCAAAGAAAAGAGAACUUCUUCACCAUCGCUAAACCAUCUUCCUCACCAACAACAGUUAUUUACGGCAAACUACGAGCAAGGAAAUUACAACAUCAUCUUCAAAAACGAAACCACAUUGAGCAAAGAAAAGAGAACUUCUUCACCAUCGCUAAACCAUCUUCCUCACCAACAACAGUUAUUUAUGGCAAACUACAAGCAAGGAAAUUACAACAUCAUCUUCAAAAACGAAACCACAUUGAGCAAAGAAAAGAGAACUUCUUCACCAUCGCUAAACCAUCUUCCUCACCAACAACAGUUAUUUAUGGCAAACUACAAGCAAGGAAAUUACAACAUCAUCUUCAAAAACGAAACCACAUUGAGCAAAGAAAAGAGAACUUCUUCACCAUCGCUAAACCAUCUUCCUCACCAACAACAGUUAUUUAUAGCAAACUACGAGCAAGGAAAUUACAACAUCAUCCUCAAAAGCGAAACCACAUUCAGCAAAAAAAAGAGAACUUCUUCACCAGCGUCUACAUGGCCGGGGGGGGGGGGGGUAGGAGACAAAUGCCUCCAAAAUAUAUUAGCAUUUUUGGGGGUAGGUAUCGAUUUUAAGGGUUGAUAUUAAUUUUUUGGGGGUAGGCAUUAUUUUUUUGGGGGUAGGUAUUGAUUUUUGGUGGUUGAUAUUAAUUUUUUGGGGGUAGGUAUUGAUUUUUGGUGGGUAAUUUUUGAUUUGAAUUAUAAUAUUUUUUUAAUCCAUUAAUUGAUACGAUUAUGAUGGUUAUCGUUUGAUUUUCUGAAAAAUGUCAAUUAAAGUAAAGAUAUUUGUCAAUUAAUAAAUAAUAUAAAUUUUCUUUGUCAACGAUUUUCAUUUAGCAUUUUAUCAAGUUAAUAUUUACACAUUUCCUAUUUGGUACUUUUCUUAGAGAUUUUAGCAGGAUAAAUUUUAGGUAAUUUUUUGAGUCAUGCAUAAAAACAUAUAUCAGCAAGCAAAGAAUAAUAAAAAACAUAAUAUAUGCCAAGUAACAAAACCAUAUUUAAAGUUAAGUGCAAUAUUAAAAAUUGCAAAACUUCUAAAAUAAGAAGUGACAAGAUACAUGAACAUUAUAAACAUAAACAUCCUCAUGUCAAGCCAGCUGAUAUGAAAUUUACAAAGGUAGCCAUCAAAAGAGAUAAUAAUAAUUGGGUAUCUUUAAAUUGUGAUAUUCCAUAUAAUAUCACAAAUGGAGUUGAAACCCAGUUGCAAAAAAAGACAAUAACAUCUUACUUCCAAAAAAAAAUCUCAGUUAUUGAAGAUUCACAAAUUGUAUUAUCUCCUCAUCCAAUCCCCAGUUCCAGUGAGGUGUUUACUUUGUAUGAUGAGCAAAUCUCCAAUAUUGAAGAUUCACAAAUUGUAUUAUCUUCUCAUCCAAUCCCCAGUUCCAGUGAGGCGCUUACUUUGCAUGAUGAGCAAAUCUCCAAUAUUGAAGAUUCACAAAUUGUAUUAUCUCCUCAUCCAAUCCCCGGUUCUAGUGAGGCACUUACUUUGCAUGAGGGAAUAAAUUAUGAGGAUAUUCAAAGUCCAAGUCUUAUUCAGCUAUACAAAAAAAAGGAACCAAAUGACCCUUUUCACUUUAUAUUAUUUAGGAUGACAAAUAUUUUGAUAAAUUUCAUAAUUGCUGUAGGCCCUUGUCAGCCAUGUACAAAUAAAUUUCAAUAUCCUGUUACUAACAAGAGGAGCAUGAAUAUAACCUAUUAUAGAAAGGUUAAUAUAGAUGGUUCCCUCAACCCCAGAAAUUGGCUAUCUUAUAGCACUACUUUAGACAAAGUCUUUUGUCUAUAUUGUAUUAUGUUUGGUGGCCCUAAGUCCAAUACUUUUUGGACUCAACAUGGGGUAAAUAAUUGGAAAAACAUAAAGCGUGACUUAGAGAGACACGAAGCAUCUUCUCUUCAUAAAGAUUGUGAAUAUGCAAACAUGACUUGGCUUGCAAAUAAACGCAUUCAAGAUCAUUUGCUAUCAAAUAAGCUUGAUAUAAUCAUGGAAAAUCGUAAUAUAGUUCAUAAUAUUAUCAAUGCCAUUAUGUACCUUAUAAAAUGUAAUAUAGCCUUUUGGGGUUCUAAUUCGAAUGAAGGUAAUUUUAUGUGUCUCAUAAAAUUAAUGGCAAAAACGGUUCCAACUUUACGUGCAUACAUGGAUAACAACGAAAAAUUGCGGAGAAAAAAAUCAGAUAAAAUUUCGAGACCUUAUAUAAAUUUACUGUCAUAUGGCCACGUGAAAAAAAUAACUGAAAUUAUUAAGAUAAAAAUAACAAAAAGCAUUAUUCAAACAAUUAAAGAGAAUCGUGCCUAUAGCAUCAUAUUAGAUGGAACAUAUGAUGUGUCUAAAAAAGAAUGCAUAGCUUUGCUUGUACGGUAUAUAGAAGAUGAUCUGCAUCCACAUCCUGUAGAAAGGAUCAUACAUGUUUUUACAACAUCAGAAACCCCUGGGGAAAAUAUAAAGAAACAUGUUUUUUCUAAGUUUAAUGAUCUUGGUCUUCCUCUUGAUUAUUUGGUUGGACAAAGUAUGGAUGGUGCAGGGAAUAUGAGAGGAGUAUACAAAGGAAUGCAGGCUUUAAUAUUGAAAGAGGCUCCAAAAGCCAUCUAUAUUUGGUGCCAUGCACAUCGGCUAAAUUUAGUAGUUGCUCAUGUUUGUGGAUGCAAAAUUGAAAUGAAAAAGGCAAUGGGAAUAUUAGAUGAGUUAUAUAAUUUUAUGAAUGGAGUUAGACGUCAAGAUGUGUUUGUUAAAUAUCAAAUGAGAAAGUCCAAGAAAUCUCUUAAAAGAAUUAAAAACACAACAAGAAAUUGGUCAUCAUCCUACAAAUCUGUAGAAAUCUUUUUAGAUGUUUAUGAACAUAUUUUAGCAUCAUUAGUUGAAUUAAAAGAUUCUAAUGACCCAAGCACCUCUUCCAUUGCCGAUGGAAAUAUUGAAAUGUACACAUGAGGCUUGUAUUGAAAUGCAGGCAGUUGGUAAUGAUUUGGCUUUGGUAACCAAAUUAAUACAACAUACAAAAAAUAAAUUACAAAAACUAAAAGCUAAUGGAGACAAUAUAUUUUUAAAAUUACAUUCCUUAUCUAAUAGUUUUUUGAAAAAGAAUAAUGUAAUAACUGAUUUGUAUAAUAUGAAAUCAAUAUUCAAAUUGGAUCAAAC
Gordionus sp. m RMFG-2023 is the source of this 3538-nucleotide messenger RNA. Its product is annotated as zinc finger MYM-type protein 1-like. The transcript is spliced from 16 exons. NCBI's taxonomy places the organism in Eukaryota, Metazoa, Nematomorpha, Gordioida, Chordodea, Parachordodidae. Bases 1388 to 3331 code for a protein of 647 amino acids. The record is from RefSeq and is a predicted model, not a curated record.